Messenger RNA from Gambusia affinis (western mosquitofish), 1413 nucleotides. It is a transcript of the gene tfpt, whose product is annotated as TCF3 (E2A) fusion partner. Gene Ontology annotation, molecular function: DNA binding. NCBI's taxonomy places the organism in Eukaryota, Metazoa, Chordata, Actinopteri, Cyprinodontiformes, Poeciliidae. The record is from RefSeq and is a predicted model, not a curated record. Bases 117 to 860 code for a protein of 247 amino acids. The transcript has 7 exons. Gene Ontology annotation, cellular component: Ino80 complex. Gene Ontology annotation, biological process: positive regulation of apoptotic process; apoptotic process; apoptotic signaling pathway.
AGAUUGAGCUAUUUUUGUUAAUUUUUGACGAUUUUAUUGUUUUAAAUUCAUUCAUUUUGAAUGUUUUGUUAAUAAUUAUCCCCCAAAGAGUUUAUUUAGGUACACUGAGGUGUUUUAUGCCGUUUGUAGAAAGUUUAAAGGGAAAGAAACAGCUUUUUAACCGCUGUUGUUACAGCCGCGGCUAUGCUGUUUAUAAUCUCAGAAAUUACUGGCUGGUGGUUAUACUCACAUUUACUGGAAUUUAUAUAGCAAUUGAAAAUAUGAUGGAGGACUUCUCUGGGUUGGCUCUACCUCCUCUCUUUGGAGGACACAUUCUAGAGGCUGAGUUGGAGCCUGGUGGUGUAGAGCUGGGACCAGGAGAGGUGGUGCUUGACCCAGAUCCAGGCAGCAGUGAGCUGCUAGAGAGCACCCCUCAAGAAGACGAAGAGAGGAGAGCUCUCGACAAAAGGAAAUGUCUGGUGCUGAGCAGGAGGUGCAAAGAAAUUGAACAGGUAAAUCAAAAAAUCCUGGGUCGCCUUCACCAAGUGCAAAGAAUUACACGACGCUUGAAGAAAGAGCGACGGUUCCUCAUGAAAGCUUUAGAUGCCCAUGGAGAUGAUUAUAGAAAUUCCCAGCUCACCAUACUGCUUGAAGAAGAGCCUGGAGCCCACUUGGAUUCUGCUGCCGGAGUCGAGGAGGAAAGACUCAAUGGUUUGUCUGGUUCCUCUGCAACUCUCCAUCAUGCAGCUGGACCGAAGAAAAAGAGACACAGAAUUUCUCGGCAAGAUAAGGACAAAGAUCAGCAGAUUGAACCUGAUGUGUCUGUGUUGGCAGAGACUCACUUUGGAGAAAUGCCAAGCCCAACAUCUCUGUCACACUGAAUGGCGGCCUGCAUAUUUUUCUUGAACUUUAAUUGGAUAAUGCAGCCUUUCCUUAGUCUGACUCUGCACUGUUUGUUGUUUCCCUUGAAGAAACCAAACAGACUGGACUCUUGUAAGACAAUUAAUGUUUACUCAAUUCAGCCCAGAUUUUGUAUUUAUAAGGUUUGUAUAUAUGUAUUGGUAUGUUUUUGACUUGUGUACAACAAGACCUAAUUAUGACCAAUAUACAGUAUUGUGACCAGCUCAGGUUAAAGAGGAUACCACAAAAUGGAACAACAUAAAUUAUCUCACUACUUCCAUGAAUAUUACAAAUUUGUUUCAUUAGUAGCAGUUAUUAAAGUAUAUAAUCUUUUGAAUGUUGGUUAUUAAUAUUGUAAAGUUCAUGUUUUUAACUGUUAAAAUAACUCCAAUGAGCAACUGAGGCAAAUUCACCUGUUUUGUUUUUCUACCACGUUCAAUGUUAGAUCAUUACGAUCAAGAUGUAAAGGCAUUCCACCUGAUUGUGGUGAAAUGUCAUAAUAACAGCACUGUAAAAUUAAAGACAGUUACUUUU